AUGUCACGUAUACAAAGUUCAACAGAAAAAUACUUUAACAAAAAUAUAUAUUUCGAUUUUCCCAUGGAUUUAAACAAGUGUAAUGAUGUUUCUAUAAACAGUAAUUAUUCCAGCGUGUGUAACCGUCUUCCACGCAUUUUGAAAAUGUACGCUAGGGAGUUAAACUGUUCUAGUGAUGAACACAAAAGUGACGGUUCUCAUAUAAGGAGUGAAAACUUACUUAAUCAUAGAACUGAACAUAUUAGUGAUAACACAUAUCUGACAAGCAUACAUCACGUAAGCGAUGCAAUAACGUCACAUAAUGAAAACUUUGCAUACCCGAAUAGUGAGAAUUUAAAUUGUUACAACUCAUCUUUAAAUAACAAUAUUUGUGGAAUCGAAAAUAGAAUUUAUUCUUCUUGCUUAACUUCAUCAAUAUUAGUAAAACAUCAUUCAACAGAGAAUUUGCGAGAUGAGGAAAGGAACAAAGGGGUGAAUUAUCAGGAAGGAUCUUAUAAUGUAUUUGACAAUCAGAUAGUUAAUUCCACGAAUAAUGAAAAUAACAGUAGGAGAAAUAACAACCAAUUUAGUACCGUUAAAAAUGGAAAAAACGAGGAAUUCGAUAUUUUUUUUGGAAAUAACUCCUCAUAUGAUAAAGGUUAUGUGAAUACAAUGAAAACUUCUUCUAAUUGUCUUCCAAUUAAAAACAGUUCAAAAAAUGAAUAUAACCUGUGUAAUAUUAACAAUUGUAGAAAUGACAAAGUCUCUUCACCCCUUGACAAAAGUUGUGUCUUGCUUGAUGUUAGUAAUGAUCCGAAAACUACAAAUAAGUAUGAGAUAAAUUAUUCUACCGCAAUUCCCCACCCAGAGUGUAUAGCACACGAAAAUGCCAAUUCUGAAAAGGAACAGGGUCUAAAUAAAUUAUCACAUAUAGAUGCUUAUAAGGUUGAACGCAUAUCAGUUUCUUCAGGUGAUGAAAUGCAUGGGAGUAAAAAAGUGUUUAACACAAAUUUGGGUUUAUUAAAUGAAGAUAAUUUAGCACUAUCCGAAAUUGCAUGUAACAGCCUUGGGGAUGGUUUAAAAAGAGUCAAAAAAUACAAUAGUGAACAAAAUUAUAAUUUUAUGGAAGAAAAAAAAGAUCGUUCAGAUUCACUUUUUAAUAAAAAAUUAAAAAGCUACUCAUUAGAUGAUAUAAAAAAGGGUAAGGUCGAAAUCCCAAGUGUUAUUUUUAUAAAGUUACCAUUUAAUUCAAAUGGUAGCAAUGUAAUAGAUUCGUAUAGGCGAAAUAACAAGUUGCUCAAUUUUAUGAAGGACUGUAACGAUUCGGUUGGUCUUAUUUUAAAAUAUCCACAAAUUGAAAAAAUUAAAAAUAUAACAUUUAAAGUACCAUCUGAAAUUGCCCCUGCAAUUAGAAGGAAUAUCGGUUCAUCCAUUAUAUAUGAAGAUAAGUUUGAUAGGAGCGAUUAUCACCCAAAUGUUCAAAAUUUACAUAUGGGAAAAAUAUAUGAAAAUCAUGUUUUUAGUCUACUGAAAAAUAAAAAGAAAUUGGGAAAGAAAUUAUUCAACAAAAGUAACAUAUAUAAAAAAUAUAAAUACAAUAAUAACAAUGGCUUUUGGAUAAGUAACAUUGACAAGAAUCGAUUAGUUGACCCUGAAAAAAACGGUAGCUAUAUAACAGAACUGGUAUAUGAAAAAAAUAAUUCAUAUGAUGAAGAAGUGAAAACGUUAAUGCAUUGUAAAGGCCACAAUGUUAUUCCUCCUAUAGAAGAAUUAUACAAAGACAAUAAUUUUUAUUUAUUCUUACAAAAGGAAAAAAUGUAUCAUCCUUAUUUCAACCCAGUGAUGGCAACUACUAUGCGUAGAUAUGAUGUAGAAGGGGUAUCAGACUACAAAUAUCUUGAUACGUGUGAAUGUAUAACACCCUUUAUUCAGCAAUCAUAA
This is a messenger RNA of Plasmodium gonderi, 1920 nucleotides long. RefSeq lists its product as hypothetical. The transcript has a single exon. Bases 1 to 1920 code for a protein of 639 amino acids. Lineage: Eukaryota; Apicomplexa; Aconoidasida; Haemosporida; Plasmodiidae. The record is from RefSeq and is a predicted model, not a curated record.